Molecule: messenger RNA, 3271 nt
Organism: Notechis scutatus (mainland tiger snake)
Lineage: Eukaryota; Metazoa; Chordata; Lepidosauria; Squamata; Elapidae
Gene: OPTN
Product: optineurin
Biological process (GO): Golgi ribbon formation; regulation of canonical NF-kappaB signal transduction; protein localization to Golgi apparatus
Cellular component (GO): nucleus; Golgi apparatus; cytoplasm
Molecular function (GO): K63-linked polyubiquitin modification-dependent protein binding
Source: RefSeq, a predicted model, not a curated record
CGGGGCCCGGACUCUCAACGUCCCUCUGCGCCCUCCUUUGCGCUUUUACGCACCGCCUUGGCACGCCGCGCGCUUUGCCAAACAGCCGCUGCCCGGCCGGGGUGGGGGGUGAGACGAGCCACUGAGGCGGGGGAAGCCCCCGCUCGGAGCCCCCGACCCGGAGGGCCUGUCCGUCUGAAUGGACAACUAGGCGGCGGCGGCGGCGCGUGUCUCCUUUCCAUCCGCGCCCUGCCUGCUUCUUUGCCAGCCGCUUUUGCAAAGGGAAGUCCUCGACUUGCAACCAGAUUGCUUUGCGGAAUCGGUUGGCCCCCAAAGCUACAGGAAUCAUGUCCAAGAAGCCCUUAAAUAUCCCUGUGGAAAAUGGGCAGUCAGAGAAGUCGGAAGUAGAGAAUGGACACCCCAACCUGGUGCCACCCACUCUCUGUACCUCCAGCGUGGAGGAAAUGGUUCAGCAGAUGAAAGAACUCAUCACAGAGAACAACGAGCUUAAAGAAGCCAUGAGGCAGCGGAACCAAGCCAUGAAGGAACGUUUCGAGGAGCUGUCGGCUUGGAAGGAGAAGUUGAAAGACGAGCGGGAGUUUUACGAGUCGAAAUUCAAGGAAGCCCGGCAGUGUUUGGCAACCAAGUGUCUGGAGAAUGAAAGUCUCCACCAGAAGCUCCAGAGCCUGGAAGAGAAAGAAGAAAAGAGCGCCACUGAGAGCCCCGUUCCGAGGAAGGAGAUGAGCCAAGAGGUAGAACAACUGAAGGCCCAGGUGGCAAAGCUGCAGGCUGAAAAGGCGGAUCUGCUAGCCAUCAUCUCAGAGCUGCAGCUGAAGCUCAACGUGGCCGCGGCCGAAGACUCCUUCGUCGAGAUCAGAAUGCAUGAAGGAGAAGCGGUGGGAUCUUUGAAAGAACAUCAAGAUGUAGACGUGAAAAGAAUAAACGGGAACACAGCUCUGUACGUCCGGAAUAAAUCGGUGGAUGAAACCAGGAAAUGCUUGGAAAAAGAAGAAUUAACCGUCAGCCAACUUCUGCAUUCUCUCAGGACCGAGACGCAAAAGAGGGAAGCCCUGGAAAAUAAGAUGCAGGAACUGAAGGACAAGUGUCAACAGCUGUUGAGUCUGAAAAAGAAAACAAAUGACAAAGGCACUCAAACAGAACAAGAAGCCAACAAGAAAGAAGAGAGAAGUGAAAGUGUGGGCAGCGAAGUGGAGGUGCUGAACCUGCAGGUAUCUGCCCUCUUCAGAGAACUCCAGGAGACCCACGCCAAGUUAAAAGAGGCAGACGUCGUUCAGAAAAAGCUGCAGGAAAAAUGUCAGAUUCUGGAACGGGAACACCCCACCAGUGUUGGAGACCUGGACGAGAAACAACAAUUGUUGUACACGGUUAAGAAGCUGGAGUUGCAGGUGGAGAGCAUGCAGUCAGAAAUCAAGCUCGAACAGGCGAAAACCAAUGAUGAGAAAGCCAAAUUCAACAGCCUCCAGGAUGCCUACGGCAAGCUGGUGAAGGAACUGACGGAGGCUUUGCAAACUGUGGAAGAAUUGAAAGGCAAAGAGGUACAAAGGCCAGACCAGGCGACGUUAGACGAAUUAGUUCACAAACUGGAUCUUGCCGAAAAGGCGCUGGCAGACAAGCAGUUGCAGAUCGACAAAAUGAAGCAGACCCUGAUGAAGCAAGAAGAAGAGCUGGAGACGGUGGCCAUCCUGCGAGCUCAGAUGGAGGUCUACUGUUCCGAUUUCCACGCGGAAAGAGCGGCGAGGGAAAAGAUCCACGAGGAAAAAGAACAACUAGCCACACAGUUGGCAUACUUCCUGGCUGAAAAUCAAGAACGUGGAGAUCUUGGCAGGUGCUCCUUGGCAGAAAUGCAAACCCGGCAUGGAACCAGGCUGCCAUCCAUGCAGGAAGGAGCAGAAGAGCAAAAUCAGCCACAGCCGCCAAGGGAUAUUCCUAUACAUUCUUGUCCAAAAUGUAGUAUAAUUCUUCCGGAUAUAGAUACGCUUCAAAUUCAUGUUAUGGACUGUAUCAUCUAAACCAUGUUCUCAGAUACACUCGGAAAACCUGCACUUUGCAAAAUAUAUGUGUGUGUGUCCGUCCGUCCGUCCGUCCCCAUAUGCACCUUGGUUUAGAAAGCGUUGCAGACCUUAAUGGCUUUUUCCGAAGGGAUUCCCUAGGGAGGUUUAGGGUUUAGUUAGGCAUUCAAAAUUGACCUUACAAAAACGACAAUGUCCAUCCAUGCAAUUUCGUUUCCAGCUGGCUGAAGCUAAAUACAUUGACUGCAUCAUCGCUUAGGAACCAACACAUUUUGAAGACGACAGUGUUGGAGUUAUUUAACACAGCUUGUUCAAUAGGCGUAUUGCAGACUGGAAAUCUUUACAGGCAGUUUCAAAGCUGCGUAUUUAUAUUUAAUCGUGUAUUUUAAAAAGGGUGCAAAAGAUUUUGAGGUUGAACCCCUUUCUGUAGCUGUUUUGACCGGAAUGGUUCAUUUUAUAGUUGGACCGCAUCCACUAAACCUUCCAAUUAUUCUAGCGAAAUGAGGACUUUGGAGGAUUUAAAUUUUUCAUCGUCCAAUUUUUUUGGCACUCCGUGGGAUACUGUGGUUGAAAGACAGUGUGGUACCUUGAAUCACAAGAAGAAAUAGACAAUGAAAUAUGUUGAACAACAGGUAAAAUAAAAGUGUGUUGAUUGCCAGUUGAGAAAAUAUUCACACUUGGAUGUAGGUGAUUCUACUCUACAAUAGUUUGAAAGCUGUUGCUGAUAUUCGUGGCGUAUCUGUAAAUGAUGAAAGACAGCGAGAGCAAUAAUAAGAAUGCUGAUUUUUACUUGUUCUUUUGAUUCAUUCGAUUCCUAUUUAAAUUGUGAUUAUUUCAACAUGGAUCAAACAGAUCACGAAUUACUUAACUGAUUAAACAGUGCAGGAGUCGCUAGUGGUGCAAUUAAAUCACAUAUUUUAGAUGUUUAUUUUAAAGCUUGAUUUUGUACCUUGUGUAAGCCACAAGUACCUUACUAAUAUAAAGUUUACAACAAAGCUAGGAAACCAUUGAAGGAGAAUAUAUGUGUGGGUCACACUCGCUCACCUUAGUUUUUACAGUGAGUGAGUGGUCUUGUUUAAGCUAAAUGGAGAUUAAAUUAAUUAACUGCCCAAUAAAUAUUUUGUUGGCCCUUAUGUUUGCAAUUUCUCUUUAAAGAAUAAUCUGGAUGUUAUAUUUGAAAAAAAAAAAAAGACUUAAUGGCACAAGUGAUAAACGAAUUGUAUGAAUGAAGGAAAUAAUAAUAAUAAAGCCAUGUUCUGAAA